Pangasianodon hypophthalmus (striped catfish) is the source of this 4698-nucleotide messenger RNA. RefSeq names its product protein O-fucosyltransferase 2 (gene pofut2). Gene Ontology annotation, molecular function: peptide-O-fucosyltransferase activity. Lineage: Eukaryota; Metazoa; Chordata; Actinopteri; Siluriformes; Pangasiidae. The coding region runs from base 34 to 1380 and encodes 448 amino acids. The transcript has 9 exons. Gene Ontology annotation, biological process: protein O-linked glycosylation via fucose. The record is from RefSeq and is a predicted model, not a curated record.
CCGGUCUACCCGGAAGUGCGUGGCCUUAAAGCAAUGGCGGACCGCAGGGAGAAAUCCGCUCUGGCGUCGUGUUUUUGUGCUUCUUUUCACUGUUGUGUUGUUGUGUUGGUGUUGUCCGCUGUUUGCAUUCUUGGGUUCGAUGUUUCCGGAUCCGAAAGCGACGCGUUUCGAGCCGGAAGUUCCGGUUUAUCAGCGGCGGCGGCGGCGGCGCGAGACGUGCGCUACCUGCUGUACGACGUGAACCCUCCCGAGGGCUUUAACCUGCGGAGGGAUGUGUACAUCCGCAUGGCGUCCCUGCUGAAGACGCUGAGGCAGCGGGGCGACUGGGUGCUGGUUCUGCCCCCGUGGGGUCGUCUGUACCACUGGCAGAGUCCCGACGUGCACCAGGUGCGGAUCCCGUGGGCGGAGUUCUUCAGCAUCUCCAGCCUGCAGGCCAACAUCCCUGUCAUCGAGUACGAAGAGUUCAUCGCAGAGUCGGGCGGACCCUUCAUCGAUCAGGUGCUGGUGCUGCAGAACUACGCAGAAGGCUGGAAAGAGGGAACGUGGGAGGAGAAGGUGGACGAGCGACCCUGCAUCGAUCGUCUCAUGUACAAUAAAGACAAGCAAGGAUACUACAGAGGCUGGUUCUGGGGUUAUGAGGAGACUCGUGCUCUCAGUGUGAGCUGUCUGUCUGCUCAGGGACACGCCUCUGUUCUAGCACCUUACCUCCUGGAGAACGUCACGGCCACCUCAGUGAUGUUAGACAGAGCUGAAACCGUCCUCCAUGAUCAUUACGCAGGAAAAGAUUACUGGAACACUCGGCGCAGUAUGGUGUUCGCCAAACACCUGCGUGUUCUUGGGGACCAAUUUAGAGCAAAAUACCUCAAUUCCACUGAUGAGCAGGACCACACACCCUACAGCGAGGACUGGACACGCAUGAGGGCCAAGUUGGGCAGUGCUAAAGGAGGCCCAUACCUGGGCGUGCACCUGCGCAGGAAAGACUUUAUCUGGGGUCAUCGUGAGGACGUACCAAGUCUGAAGGGGGCCGUGAAGAAAAUCCGCAGCCUCAUGAAGAAACACAAGCUGGAGAAAGUGUUUAUAGCUACUGAUGCUGAUGAUGAAGAGCUGCUCAAGCUGAAGAAGCUGCUGCCUGAGAUGCUGCGGUUCGAGCCGAGCCGAGAGGAGCUGGAGCUGCUGAAGGACGGAGGAGUCGCCAUUAUAGACCAGUGGAUCUGCACACACGCCCGGUACUUCAUCGGGACCUCGGUUUCAACCUUCUCCUUCCGCAUCCAUGAGGAGAGGGAGAUUCUGGGCUUUGACCCUAAAACCACCUACAACCGUUUCUGCGGUGAUGCGGAGAAAGAGUGUGAACAGCCGACACACUGGAAAAUAAUCUACUGAGCUGAUAAAACCCUCUACAGCGCCACGUUGAGCUCCGCGCCAUUACAGGAGCACGAUUACAGACAGGCGAAAGCACGACUGCCUCUACAGACGCUGAGUGUUCAGUGGCUCUCUACUGUACAGUGUUUAGCCAGAAAGUGUUUUAUGAUAUCCGGAAUUAUUGGCACCCUUCAUAGAAAUGAGCACAAAUUAACAACACGUUGUAAUGAGUUAUAUUUCGAGCUCACACACAUGCGCACAGUGCAUACUUUUAUUUACACACAAGAUUUUUUUUUUUUCACUUUUUAGUGCCUGUUUUUCAGUAUUUUCAAAAAUUAUUGGCACCCAGUUGCUCCAAUUUCUGUGCUGAUUUAGAUGCAGUUAUUAUCUUGUUACAAGAUCCAUCUAUGGCCGAAUCAUAACCUCCUGGCAGAGGCAACCAGGUGCUGUUUUGUGCUGAAAAAUCAAAGUAGCAGAAUUCAUGAUGCCAUCAAGAGACAUAAAAUAUCACUUCCUUUUUGAGAGCAAAAAAAAAAAUCAGACUUUUUGACAGAUUUUCUAUCAGAUUUUGACAGAUUGUCCAUUUCGUGUUUUUUCAUUUUCUUCACACAGCGAUGCACGAUGGAAAGAUUUUUGAUUUUUGAGAUAUUUGAGUUUCUGAGACUGAGCGCAAUUUUAAAACGUUUUUUUUUUUGGUGUACAAGGAUGAUCAUUUUGUUACUAAUUUUGCUAUAUAUGUUUCUGAGAGCGAAUACACAGAUACACUCUGUAUAUUUCAUCCCAAAGCAUGGUUGCCUCUGCCAGGAGGUUCUGAAUGCGUCAUAGAUAGAGAUAAUGACUGCAAACAUACAUUAAGUUCAUGGAAAUCCACAUGGAAAUGUCCUGUUUCUCUGGAAACUUUGUGUAUUACUCCUAAUUUCUUUUACUCCCACAUCUACUAUUGUUACUGAAGUAAUAUCUGAGUGGAGAAGUUGAAUUAUUGUGUGUAAUAUAUAUAUAUAUAUAUAUAUAUAUAUAUAUAUAUAUAUAUAUACAGUACUGUGCAAAAGUCUUAGGCACAUGUAAAGAAAUGCUGUAGAGCAAAGAUGCCUUCAAAAAUAAUGAAAUUAAAUGUUUCUACAUUAAAAUAAACACUAUAAAGAGCAGUAAACAGUAAUAAAUGAAACAAAGUCAAUAUUUAAUGUGACCACUCUUUGCUUUAAAAAAUAAAAAUAGUAUUCUCAGUGUGUGCAGUUUUCUAAGGAAAUGAGCUGGAAGUGUUACUGAGCAUCUUGCAGAAGCAGCCACAGUUCUUCUGGAGACUUUGACUGUCGACUCGCUUCUUAUUUCUGCAGCGAAACCCAGCAGCCUUCAUUAUGUUUUUAUCUGCAAAGUGUCUCUUAUGGAAUCUGCUGCUUUCUUUACUGACGUACAAACAUUUUUCUGUAACAUUUCAUUUUGUGCUGGAAAACUAAUGUUUGGAAUCUAAAAUGUUUUUGUACUGAAUCAAUAAUGUAGAAGUCAGAAAAUAAACAUCUAUAACAAAGUUUGUAAUUAAAAAAUAGGGUGCUGAAGACUUUUGCACAGUACUGUAUAUAUAUAUAUAUAUAUAUAUAUAUAUAUAUGUAUGUGUAUAUAUAUAUAUAUAUAUAUAUAUAUAUAUAUAUAUAUAUAUAUAUAUAUAUAUAUACACACACAGUAUGUAUAUUUACCCAUUCUCUUGAUGCGUGCCAGUAAUUCAGGAGUCGCCUGUAUAAUAAUACUCAGACUGAACCCAAAAAACCGUGGCCUUGUUCUUUACUUCUCACGUGUUAAUCAGUCUUGAAAUGCUGCUGCGCUUUAUUUAUGAACUGUCCCACAUGAUGGAGCGAUCAGAACGAGUUUCCCCUCAGUGUCGCUUCUCGAUGACUACAGUGUUUUUAAAUUGCAAUAUAAAAUGUGUACAGUAUUUUUGUGAAGUGUGAUAUUGCAUCUGAACUCUUCAUGUCUGAAGUGUACGUUAGUGAGCUGCAGUGUGGUGCAAUGUGUGAGGCUCAUGAGGACUUUUUCUGGAACCAAAAAUAAAACACAACACAAUCACACACACACACACACACACACACCACUAUCUUUCAUUUCAAUGGCUACAUGGAAUCAAAUUUCAACCUGAUUGAAUGAGAUGGACAAUCCUUUUAAUAACCUUUUAAACAGAAGAAUAAAAGCCACGUAAACCUUUGUGUCGGAUUACAUUCGCUCUCGGAAUCGGAGUGUGUCUGUAUUCAUGUUACGCUUUUUUAUUUGAUUUAACAUAAUUGUAAGAUGCGGUGGGUGUCAAAUUAACAUUCUGCGGCAGAUACAAAGUCACAAAUUGACCUCAGGAACGUUUACUGUUUGCAAAGAUGCAGAAAAUUCAGUUAAAAGAAGAUGAAUAAAUCUUUAUUUCUUAUCCCGUUAUCCCUAAACAAUAACUUUCAAUAUUACUAACAUUAGAAGAUGAGUAUAUCUGCUGUACUGAUGGAUAAUGUGUAGGUUUUUGUUGUUUUGUCAUGCAGAUAUGAAAUGUUGCGUGAGUUUGUUGCAGUUACAAACUCGUCUUCUUGCUGGAUGACGUUUUACUGAGAUGGAAAUAAUUUAAAAACACAAAAUUAAAAAUGACUGAAUGCACCGAUCAGACUCACAGGCUCACAGAUGAAACGUUAACGUUGACAUUUGGAUCGGAUUACGUGUAAUGUGCGUAUAAACAGACGUACCAGUUUUGGAUACUUAUGAACAGUUAAUCAGGAAUCUGCUACAGGAAUAAAUUCAUUCAUAUUGGUGAAAAUCUUCACAUGUAUAAAUUAGCCAAUGAGAACAAGGUGUGUGUAACGUUACACUCCGUCAUCCAUUAGGAAAUGUUCACGAACCUUUUGACAGUACAGUUUGUUUUUAUUUUAAGCUUUAGCACUUUAGCCUUAACACCACACACUGAGUGUAUCACAUUAUAACACAAAUUACAUCCGUUUCACCUAAAAUCCACUCUAUCUCUGACGAACAUGCUAACAAUUCAGUGUGAAUGCAGCCGUGUGUGUCUGUUAGCUUUCACAGCAGUGACGAUCAGGGAAAGCAUUUCUGUUUCUCAGCACCACAUGCUUUUUAUUUUCCCUACAAAUUUCAUACCAUAUCACCAAUCUGGGAGUGCUCGCGAACCUGCCUACUGCUCUACACGCUAUACUACACACGAUACUAGUUAGCCUAAUGUUUGCUAGCUUGCUAACAAACCUGACUAGUGGUUUCCGGUUACACAUUAUAACAGUUAGCCUACAGUUAACUAUUAACUUCCUAGCAUCCUCAGAUUGUUCAGUUCAAACCUGAAAGUUCAAAUCGGUUUGUUUGAAAGAAUAG